AUGGUUAAGACUUAUAUUGAGUAUACCAACGACACGAGCCUUCUCGAACGAGCGUUGCCUCUUCUUAUUAAGGAGCAUAACUUUUGGAUAGAGAACCGCACAUUAACAAUCACGUCGGGCGAUAAAACCUUUCAUCUUGCACACUAUGAGGUCCAAAACACUGAGCCAAGACCAGAGCGCAAGACCUCUACGUACCAUCGGACGCGACACCACCGACCCACCCCGGCGCAGAAAGCAGAUGCCCCCGAAGGAUAUCAGGUAUUCUUCCAUAUCGCUCAAUUCUACCCCUUCUGGCUAGGCGCAGCUCCUCCGCAACUCCGGGACAACCCCCUAGCUGUGAAGCUCGCGUUCCAGCGCGUUUCUGACUUUGCCUCCGAGAAGGCCGGUGGUAUCGCAGCCACAAAUUAUCACACUGGCCAGCAGUGGGAUCAACCGAAUGUCUGGCCGCCACUGAUGUAUGUGCUCAUGAAAGGCCUGCUUAAAACCCCGGCGACUUUCGGAAAAGAGGAUCCUGCAUACAUCGAAACCCAGGACCUUUCUCUUACGUUGGCGCAGCGCUACUUAGAUAGCACAUUUUACGCUGACGACUCGACUAAUGUUGCCGGCGGAGGAGGCGAAUACGAAGUCGUUGAGGGAUUCGGGUGGACGAACGGUGUGCUGAUCUGGGCGGUCGACACGUUUGGCAACAAGCUGAAGCGACCGAAUUGUGGUAACUUGACGGCAGCAGAUGUUGACCGCAAGUUAAGGAAACGAGAUUCUUUCGGUCAGCGAGCGGUUGAGUUAUUCACAAGGCUAGAUGCCUUUACCAAGACUGUCGAGGAUGCGCGCAUACGAACUACCUCGGGCGGAAUCGUCACCAUCGUAUCCCUGAUCAUCGUUUUCUAUCUUGCCUGGGGGGAAUGGUCCGACUACAGGAGGAUAGUUAUCCACCCCGAACUUAUUGUCGACAAAGGCAGAGGAGAGCGCAUGGAAAUUCAUAUGAACAUCACCUUCCCCAGGCUGCCUUGCGAGCUCCUAACCCUUGACGUGAUGGAUGUCUCUGGUGAGCAACAGCAUGGUGUUUUACAUGGUGUGAAGAAAGUUAGACUGCAACCAAUUACGCAAGGCGGCGGCGUCAUUGAUGUGACCGCUUUAUCUCUCCAUGGCAAGGAAGAGACCGCAGAACACCUAGAUCCCAACUACUGCGGCCCCUGCUACGGCGCCCCUGCUCCUGCUAACGCCGCGAAACCCGGCUGCUGUAAUACCUGUGAUGAGGUUCGGGACGCGUACCAGCAAGCGUCUUGGGCUUUUGGUAGGGGCGAAGGUGUCGAGCAAUGCUUACGGGAACACUACGCUGAGAGGUUGGACGAGCAGAGACACGAAGGGUGCCGAAUUGAAGGCGCGAUUCGCGUCAACAAGGUUAUUGGUAACUUUCACUUUGCGCCGGGUCGAAGUUUCAGCAGCGGCAAUAUGCAUGUCCACGAUCUGAAGAACUACUGGGAUAGCCCGGUUCGUCACUCAUUUGAGCACGAGGUCCACCAACUUCGCUUCGGACCUCAGCUCCCUGAAGACAUCACGCGGAAGCAUGCCAAAAACAGCCCUUGGACUAACCACCACAUCAAUCAACCUCUUGACCAAGUCAAGCAGACUACCGAGGAUCCCGCUUUCAACUUCAUGUAUUUUGUCAAAGUUGUCCCUACUGCGUAUCUUCCCCUAAGCUGGUCAACGGCAAACGGACAUAACAGGCAACUUGACGACGAGACCUGGUUGGGAGGUCUGGGCCAUGCAACUGAUGGCAGCAUGGAGACUCAUCAGUACUCGGUCACAAGCCACAAGCGAAGCUUGGCUGGCGGUGAUGAUGCAGCUGAGGGUCACCAAGAACGGAUGCACGCGAGAGGCGGUAUCCCGGGUGUAUUCUUUUCUUACGAUAUCUCUCCAAUGAAAGUGAUCAACCGCGAGGAACGUGCUAAAACUUUCACCGCGGCUUUUUAA
Molecule: messenger RNA, 1971 nt
Organism: Daldinia childiae
Lineage: Eukaryota; Fungi; Ascomycota; Sordariomycetes; Xylariales; Hypoxylaceae
Exons: 8
Coding region: 1-1971 (656 amino acids)
Biological process (GO): endoplasmic reticulum to Golgi vesicle-mediated transport; retrograde vesicle-mediated transport, Golgi to endoplasmic reticulum; trehalose metabolic process
Cellular component (GO): COPII-coated ER to Golgi transport vesicle; Golgi membrane; endoplasmic reticulum
Molecular function (GO): alpha,alpha-trehalase activity
Source: RefSeq, a predicted model, not a curated record